This is a messenger RNA of Syzygium oleosum, 3246 nucleotides long. Its product is annotated as PX domain-containing protein EREL1-like. The record is from RefSeq and is a predicted model, not a curated record. The transcript has 11 exons. Gene Ontology annotation, molecular function: phosphatidylinositol binding. Gene Ontology annotation, biological process: protein transport. Lineage: Eukaryota; Viridiplantae; Streptophyta; Magnoliopsida; Myrtales; Myrtaceae. The coding region runs from base 515 to 2611 and encodes 698 amino acids.
CCAGAACUGCGAACCAUCGUCAUCGCGCAGCUCGCCGUACGCAUCGAGAAGCCGAAGCAGCAGCAGCAGCAGGCGGCGGCGGCGGCGACGCGCGGCGCCCGGCGGUUCCGUAUAGCCGCCCCCCACCCACCCGGCCCCCACUCGCCGCUAACGUGCGCCGCGCGAGCAAGGUGACGACAGGGCACCGCCAUGGCGCGUCGCGAUGCGGAUGCGCUGUAGCGAGGGAGCGGUCGGCAGCACCCCGUCGCAAGUCAUUCCUUCCUUUCGUGUUCUCCUCCCUCCCCCUUCCGAGAUCCGAUCGUCCCGAAACCCUAGCCUAAGGUCCCCCGAUUCCGCUCCCGAUCGGGGAUCGCCGGUAGGAUCGCCGGCCUUCCGGUCGUCGGAGUCUCCGCGAGAGCGAUCGCCUAGGAAUUCGCCGGCGGGGAGUCGAUUCAGGGCGCGCAUGCGCGCGUUUGGGUGACCGAUCGGUGAGAUACGAAGCGCGAGUCGCGGGGUAGAGCGGGGGAGCGAGAGGAUGCAGAGUCGAAGUCCUCCCAAGCACCGGCACGAUGGGACUUCGCCGCUGCCUCUGGGAAUGGAUUGGAGCCCUCCGCCUCGGAAAUGGAAUGGGCGGGAAACUGCGUGGCCGCACGAUCAUCGGACAGGGUGGAGUUACUGUGUUACGAUACCUUCAUGGGUCCUGCUGCCGAAAUCAAGAGACUCGGAUCCUGUUGUGUUUUACAGGGUUCAGGUUGGUUUACAAUCUCCCGAAGGUGCUACGACUGUUCGUGGAGUGUUAAGAAGAUUCAAUGACUUUUUGAAGUUAUUUUCUGAUCUUAAAAAAACAUUUCCUAAGAAAAAUCUUCCACCAGCUCCUCCGAAGGGACUUUUGCGGAUAAAGAGCAGGGCAUUGUUGGAUGAGAGAAGGUGCUCGCUGGAGGAAUGGAUGACAAAGCUCCUAUCUGACCUUGACUUGUCGAGAAGUUUUGCAGUGGCGUCAUUUCUUGAACUAGAAGCUGCUGCUAGAUCUUCUUUUCAAGACACAAAUCAAAAUGUGCCAGAUGCAUUGGGUUCUGGAAACAGUUCAGAAUCAUCACAUCAGCCACAAAAUGAUUCAGCAUUAUCUGUUGUUGCUGGUGGUUCAUCUCUCACAUCAGAUUAUGGCAGUGAUACUGCCUACGAGAACUCCGACCUUGGAACACCAACGUUAGGAAGACAUGAAAGUUCUGAUGUGGGUGUGGAGGAAUUUUCUUUGGAUGAAGACUUGCCUAAUCCCAUUGAUAGACUUGUCAAAUAUGGUGUGUCUAAUAUCGAUGAGGGUCUGUUCAUGGGUGAAGCAAUCUUAGAGCAGCUGGAAGGUUUAGAUAGGCGUAAAAUUCAUGGCAACCAUGUAAAUGUCAGUGGAAAAAAUUUGGAAAAUGGAAAUAUUUCCAAAGUCCCAUAUCUUAUGGGAAAUGACUUAGAACUCUUCACAGAGCCAGAUCAUUUUAAGGUUACUGGCCACACACGGAAACUCUCUUCUGAUAGCAUUUCCAGUGACGUGAGCUCUCUCAGAGGUAGUGAGUCAUCAAACUCUGGAAUGCCUAAUUCAUCUGGCAAUGGCUCUGCUUACCUUUCUGGAGCUGUUGAAACUUCAAGUGCUCCAGAAAUUCUUGGGAACACAGAGCUGCAUGCUUCAGGAGAUGGCCAAGUCAUCCUUCCGAUGGAUCAGCGCAGUAAAUUGAAUAGGGUCAUGUUCUCCUUUCAACGAAGGCUAGUAACAGCAAAAACGGAUAUGGAGGAUCUUAUAUCGAGAUUUAACCAGGAAACUGCCGUGAAAGAUUACCUUAUGACAAAGGUUAAGGAUUUGGAGGUGGAACUUGAAACUACGAAACAAAAGAGUAAAGAAAACCUAGAACAAGCCAUAUUAGCAGAGAGAGAGAGGUUUACUCAAAUGCAGUGGGAUAUGGAGGAAUUACGACAAAGAUCUUAUGAGAUGGAGUUGAAGUUAAAGUCUAAACAGGAUGGUGAGUCAAGUUCUGAAUCAACAGGAGCAUCCUUUAGCCCACGGAGGGACCAGCUGCUUCAGGAGUUGGAUGAAAGCAAACAACAGGUUGGCAAUUUGCAGAAAAGAUAUGAAGAGCUAGAACUAAGGUCAAAGGCAGAUCUUAAAGUCCUGGUUAAAGAGGUUAAAUCUCUCAGAAUCUCCCAGAAGCAUUUGAAGCAAGAGCUUAGUCAAUCUCUGGAGGAAAAGAGAAAAGUCGAGAAACUCCUUGAAGAGGAAAAACAAAUGAAUCAACAAUGUGAAACUGCCUUGAACAAGCUAUUGCAAGAGUGCAAAACCAUCCACAAUGUACUGCAAGACUGCGUUGUCAAUAUCACUGCAGAUGAUGUAAAAGACCUUGAUUCUUACUCUGUUGAAGGCAUACGAUUCUCGUCUAUGUUGGAUGACCGAAUUGGUCGUAUAACUGCACAGGCACAUAUGUUGGCCCAAGAAGGCCGUGCUGCUGCUUCUGAUAUAUAUGGAGAUAAUGGAGUAAAUGACAACACAAGAAUGGUCGAGGAUGAAUUGAAGACUACCAUAGCAAACAUCAUCAUCGACAGUAGCACUUUAUUUAGAAAGCAGAUGGAUGGUUGGACUGUUUGGUGGUAGUAAGUACUUUCUUGAAACCUAAGUUACGGUAUGGACAGGGCAUGAGCCAUGAGGACACCAAAGAAUAACAGUAACGGUGCAUACAGAAUGGCCAGGAGAAAAUGGCCUCCUUGUUUUUGGUUCGUUCAGAUAAGCCUGGAGAUGUUUUUGUAGGUUCACUACGACUAUACGCUUUACGGUGUAGACUUCUUGUUGCUGAGCAUGAUGGCGUUUUAAGGUACUGCAUUGUCUCCAUUGUCAAUCCGAGUGUUUAAAAGCACUCGGAGGGAGUCGGAUAUAGCAGAAGAGGUUUACAAAUAUGGCGGGUAAACCGUGACCGGGAGGCUGGAUUCUUUCGGUUCGGGGUUGUGACGCUGAUGUGACAUCCGCUCGUGAAAGGUCGCGACUGAGCAUCCUAUCAUCCACGCCUUCUCUUUCGGCAGUUUGACGAUUGAUGUUGAGAUGCAAUAGUUUGCGAUAUGGUCCUUUCGGAGCAGUCAAUUCUUAAAGGGAAAGAUAUCUAUGAAUCCUAUUUUGGCAUUUCGUAUGCUUCAGUUCAGCCCCUCAGUUUGUUGAAAUGGCAUUUUCAGGCUCUACGUAUUGUGCCGCAGGAAGCAAUUCGUAAUCCUCAAUUGAUUCACUUGAUUUUACGAUGA